AUGAAGUCUGGAGAAGAUCGAGACAACAUUGCGAGACAGGAGAGCGUUCUAUGCUUUGAGAUGGAGGGUGCUGGUGUAUUCAGCAGUCUACCCUGUAUAGUCAUCAAAGGAGUGAGCGACUACGCUGACAGCCAUAAAGACAAGAUAUGGCAGAGCUAUUCAGCAGGAACCGCAGCAGCAUGUGCGAAGGCGUUAUUGGAGCAAUGGUCUGUCACUGAUCGAUCUUCUCUCGGUACUACUACACUUGUUAAUGUACCGCGUGCUGAGCAUCAACGCAACUCGGCAUCUACAAUCAGCACGUCAAGAAGUAUAGAGCGCUUGCCGGACAUAUUGGACAGCUCAACAGACCGGAAUUUGAACCCAGAUCAAAUAGCCGAUCUUAACGAAAGCCCACGAUCUAGUCCAGAAUGCGCGGCUUCUCUAAGCGACAACGUCCUCAUCAAACUUAAAGACCAUGCCGAGUCAAAAGCAACAAUGUUUGAAGGUAACGAGUGGUUCCGGCAAUCGAGGCAGGCUUUGACAAUGUUUUGCGUUGCGCUAAAGAGCUUCGCAAGCACCUACCCCCUAACAUCGAUCUUCAAAAAACACUAA
Messenger RNA from Aspergillus mulundensis, 591 nucleotides. RefSeq lists its product as uncharacterized. The record is from RefSeq and is a predicted model, not a curated record. The transcript has 3 exons. Gene Ontology annotation, molecular function: catalytic activity. Gene Ontology annotation, biological process: nucleoside metabolic process. Bases 1 to 591 code for a protein of 196 amino acids. NCBI's taxonomy places the organism in Eukaryota, Fungi, Ascomycota, Eurotiomycetes, Eurotiales, Aspergillaceae.